AUGUCAACUGAACACGAUCAAGCUACUGUCAGUAGUCCAACUGACCAAUAUCAUUCUGAGAAGUUCCCUCAACAACAACAACCGGUUACUAAGAAGUCAACUAGAGGUGGAAUUUUGGGGAAAAUUGGCUCCAAUCCUUUAAUAACUUAUGGUUUAAGAGCUGCUCAAUUCAUUUUCAGUAUCGUUUCGUUAGCUUUGGCAAGUCGCUCUCUGAACAAGUUUUACAAUGGCGAAAGACGUAUGAGAUUCACUUCAUUUGUUGGAGGUUUGACAUUGGCCUAUUUGAUUCUUUUAGGAUUUAUUUCAUUCAUCAAACCAUCCUUCCUUAUGUCAGGACCAAUUAUGAUCAUGGAAUUAUUAUUGACCAUUUUUUGGUUAUGUGCUUUCAUUUCAACAGCCGCUCGUUAUAGUCAGUUUUCCUGUAAAGUCCGUCGACAAUCAAGCUAUGGUAGCUCAGGUUAUGGUUCAGGAUCAGGUUAUGGCAAUACUGGUGGUUCAGGAUAUGGUAAUUAUGCUAGCUAUCCAAGUUAUGGUAACUCAACUCAUAUCAAAGGUUGCAGAUCAGGAAAGGCAGCUGUCGCAUUUUCUGCAUUCUGCUUCUUAUUGUUUGCCUUAUCAUCUGCACUGUUAUACUACAAUGUUAUUAGAAGACUUUUAGCCAACAAAAAGAGAAAUUCAUUCUUCCAAACAGGUGCCCAAAGUGGAGUGAGACUGAAUAAACCAGCUCUAGCUUUCAGCAGACAUUAUAACGUUGAUUCAGAUAAUGAAGGUGAUUCAAUUGGUCGUAAAUAUAGCUCACACGAUGUUGAAUCUGGUGCUGGUGAUACACAUACAUAUACUAAUGAACAUAAUGAUGGUGUUACUCGUGGUGGUUAUAAUACAAGAGCUGGAAAUGAAAGUAACUAUGGGGAUAAUUAUGGUAAUACUUAUGGUAAUAACCAGAGUGGUAACACCAAUUAUAAUCAACAGACAACCGAAGGUUAUAGUGGUCAAUAUGGAUCGAAGAUUUCUUAUCCUGAGACUUCAUAUCAGUCAAGAGCAACUUGA
This is a messenger RNA of Hansenula ciferrii, 1047 nucleotides long. RefSeq lists its product as uncharacterized. Lineage: Eukaryota; Fungi; Ascomycota; Saccharomycetes; Phaffomycetales; Wickerhamomycetaceae. The coding region runs from base 1 to 1047 and encodes 348 amino acids. Gene Ontology annotation, cellular component: membrane. The transcript has a single exon. The record is from RefSeq and is a predicted model, not a curated record.